This is a messenger RNA of Xyrichtys novacula (pearly razorfish), 33511 nucleotides long. The record is from the annotation of a GenBank genome assembly. NCBI's taxonomy places the organism in Eukaryota, Metazoa, Chordata, Actinopteri, Labriformes, Labridae.
GGAGUUCGGCGUCAAACGUCAUUACGUAAUACAACGCAACCUAUUACGCGUUUAAAGAUGGCGGCACACAGUGUCAGGUCGUGUGUUGUGAAAGAGCUGGAUUAUUUCUAUUUGACCGCAUUUAAGAGUUGUUAGGAAUGUACAUUACGUAGUUUUUCUCAUAUGAACAAAAACCGGCUUGCCGUAACGUGAGCGGCUGAAUCUGAUGAUACGGUUUUGAAAUGUUGGCGAGGACCUGAAUAUCAUUUACUUUGACUGUAUUACUCUAAAACGACAAUCUCAAAGAAAAUGUUACCGGCUACAUGGUCAAGACUGACAUGCAGGGCUCUGUCCAGACAGGGGCAGAGGGCACUGAGUCUGUUCUCCAGCUCCGGACCGUCAAACUGGACUAAAGUGGUGUCGGACGCAGAGAAGAUCGUCGGGUAUCCGACCUCAUUCAUGAGUCUGCGGUGUCUGCUCAGUGACGAGCUCAGUAACGUCGCCAUGCACGUGAGGAAGCUGGUCGGGACCCAACACCCUUUACUCAACACUGCAAGGUAACCCAGAUGUCCUCUGAUCUCAGUCCCUGGACUUUCUGUCUCUGCAGUGAAACCAAACUGCUGACAGAAAUCUGACUAAAAACAUAACAGUCUUCUUAAUGCAUUACAUGCAUUGAGCAGCUUUUGUAAUCGAGGAGAGUUUUAAAGUUUAUAACCAAGGAUAAAGUUUAAAACUCAGUGUUCCGGCAUGGAUAUCAAGCACCUAAUCUACCUAGACCACCCAAGACCCCCAUUCACAAACUACAUAACAUACACAGUUUGAUUUGGAAACUGAACUCAAUUGUUGCAUCAAAGCAGCUGUUUUAAAUGUCUUUUUAAAAAGUCUGAUCUGAUGUUCAGAUUGCUCAUAUUUUGUCCUGCUUCAGUUUAAAAGAAAUCAAACACUUGUGACUAAGAGAUGCAUUUAUUAGUUAUCCUUGAAUUACAGAUUAUGGUGUCUAAUGUAAGGGUAAUGAGUGAAUCAAAUCCCAGCUGUUUUUAGGUGAGAAGCUGGGGAUAGCCUGGACACUUGCCUGUGUGCAGUUUAGAGUUACUAGCUGGUAUUUCUCUGCAAGUAAGCCAGGAUACCGACAUAGAGAGCAUGUGUACACAUCCAAACUCCACCUAAAAGUCUCAGCUGGUUUGAGUUGAGAAUUGACUUGCUGUGAGGCGACAGUCCUAAACUCUCCAUCACUGUGAUGCCGCUGUGUUGAAAAUAUUUUAUGAUCUUGUUGAGAAAAAGCAGUUUUUCCUGAUAGACUCUGCCUUUUGCACACAGUGCUUUUAUUCUGAAGCUGUGUCCAUGGUGGUUAUUUGGCCCUUUCUUCAAGCUUGUGGUGCGCUGUUGCUGGACAAAUGUUGUCAUUAAAUAAGGCUAGCUGCAGGAAAGCUAUGUUAAUGAUCAAAUAACAAGCAAGGGGAAGUAUUUUAUCUCCUUCAAUCUCCCUCUCCCUUUGCUGCCAUUUUUGUGACCCCUUCACGGCUCAGUUGGUGUGUGAAUGUUUUAAACAUUUCCUGAUAUGAUUAAAAACAGAAUCAUAAUGCUCUAAAAUAUACUGGUUUAUUGAUCAAAUCUAAUCAGGUAAGGAGAAAUAUAAUCCAGUAUGAUCUCACAACCCUGACAGAAAGGUACUUAAAAAGGAGGACAGUACAGGUUUGACAGUGUAAAACAGAAAAAAUUGUGCACCUUCAUGUACUUUACCAAACCAGAUCCCUCUGUGGAGGUGCUCUAAUAUAGGCAUAAUGAUAGGGAUAAGGCAACAGAUCAGAUUAAAUGUGAACUUUUUGUGCCUAUAUUUCUUUUUGAAAGAACCCCAUGCGCGGACAUUUUUUAACAACAGGCAAAUAAUGCUGAAGCACUUAACACCCUGUAUGCAUGUGCACAUCCCAACCAAAUCAGGAACCCAUUCAAAGAAAGUGAAAAAUUCAAUCAUUUCAUUUCAGGCCAGUAACCCAAAGAUGGCCUGAAUGUACAGACUCAAGCUUCAAGAAUUAAAUUGGCCAAAAUAGAUGGUGUGCCUAAGCAUCAAACUUUAAUGCAAUAUGUUUGAUGGUAUAGAUUUGGGGUCAAACAGUGUUAGUCGGGCCCAUUUUGGAAAUAAAUGACAUUAAAACAUGUAGAUAGAGUUAACUCCAGAGACAUUGAGUUGAUUAGAAGUUAAUACAUGACCCAUGAGUGGAAAUUAAAGGUGCAGGGCCACCCCCUGGUCAAUGUAAUUGCUGAAAGUUUGGGUAGCUUCUGCAGUUGAUGAUCUUAAAUUGGUUUGUUCCAGCUUUAAUGCUUUACUUUGAGCAACAAUGUUGAAGAAAAACUGACCACAGAGGCAUAAAUAUUCAAGAGCAUCUCUUCAUGCCUGGGCCACCUCUUCCAGUAUGGUCAAUAAAUCCUGCUUUUUUCUGUGAAGUAAAUACUAGGAUUAAGGGAAAUGCUGUACAUUGAUUUCUCCUGCAGACGAGGACAUUAUACAAGACAGUUUACUGGGUUACAGCCUGAAAGAGACCAAUUUUUUAUGGCCAGUAUUUGUAUUUGCACAAAGUCAAUAGAGCUGAUUUGUGAUGUAACUGCAAAGCCACAGUUAUGUAUUGAUAAAGGAGGAGCGUCAACAGGUCACACCUGCCAACCAAAAUCUGUUCCAUCACUCUAUCUGCACCGGCUGUCUGAUGUUUUAUCAAAGAAAUCAGGAACUUAGAGAAGCAGAGAAGCAGAGAGUCCUCAAACUCAACACCGCCAUGCAGACGGGUGUGUUGGAAACUGGAGCCCAAGGGUGUAAUAACCUAUACACCUAAAUCUGAUAUGACAAUCCAUUUGGGUGUUGUAGGAUGGAGGUGGGAGUGGUAAGGGGGGGAAGCAGGCCUCUUGACAGUCUGACUCCUCACUGUCAGCUUGGGUUGGCUGGUUCGUAUUUCCCACUGUGUCUCCGCCAUAGACACGCUGCAGAUAAAAAUAUCCACAAUAGCAGACAGGCAGACCCUCGUGGAGUUGGGUUUCGGUUUUUCCUUUCCUUUCAUUCUCAAAAACUGCAGCUCAGCUAACUUUGCCCCAAAGUCUGGAGUUACAGCGAGGGGACUGCAGCCCAGGAGAGGAAACUUUGAUUGCUUUAAGGACAGUCCUUGAGACUUUGAGUCAGUCUAGUAUUUCCUUGCAUGGUUCUCUCUCUCUCUUUUGGUAUUUUCAUUCCCUUACUCCAUCUUCAAAAGCUUCAUCAAUUAAUCGGUUUGAGCAAACCAGCCUAUUCAAGUUAUAGUGCUGAAGGUUGAGACACUGCCCUGUGGGCAUGUUUGAAGAUCUUUAGAUAAUAAAUUUGAACCUGGAACAGAGAUUGAGAGAAAUCCCUCUUUCCUGAUCAAUUGUUACAACAUCAAUCGCUGCAGAUAAUACAGACCCCUGAAGAGCAGCUUAACAAAGAGUGGGAUGGGAAACAAUCAUCAUCAGUAGUCCAGGUUUAAUUUUGUAUUUAGAAUAUAGAAAUCAAACAGUGCAAGUAUGAGUGAACCUUUCCAAAGUGGCACCCCAGGAUUCACUCGAUAGCACAAGUGAUAAGCAUAAGUGAUGGAGUGCAAGCUGCCAAAACGGCAUUUUUUACAGUUUUACAGCAAAGAUUCAUGGCGAGUUACAGGUUUGACCAAUAAAAGACAAUAAUCUGAAACAUCAUGUAAACAUCAUUGUCCAAAUAUAAGCCAAGCGCUAAAAUAACUUUCAUAGAUGUAACCAUCUUGUUUCCGCCUCCGAUUUAGCGUUUUUGCGACUUGGUAACUGAAACUUUGGGAACUCUGGUGUGACGUCAUUUUCAGCUCUGACAUCUGACUUCUGAGGUAACUCGAACGCAGCAAUAAGCUAAAAGUUUCUUAUUGGAGCUUUAAUUUUUUAAAAUCUGCUUUCACUAAAAACAUAUUAAAACCUGAGGCAUUGAUUUAACAGUGUAAGAACAGUGAAAUAAGAUUCCUGGAGUCACUUUGGGGGUCCUUCAAGAAAAUUUCUGGGGCUUGUCAGAUGGUUGGUGGUAUUAAAAUGCAUAAAAUACAUCAAAUGAAGUGAAAUAUUUGGAAGUGGGGAAUGGUUUUUAUAUUACAUGACCUGCACAAGAGACUUGAUUUGUUUUAGUGCUGUUUCAGAUUCAGAACAUGUUCACUACACAAGUGAUGCAGAUGAUGUUUUGGCUUGUGCCACAAUGGUAAUCAUGCACAAGCUGUGCUGCAAUUACAAGGGGCUGGGUCCACAAACACCUGGGAAUAUACUGUUUAGGGUUCGAGACUGAAAAAGGUGAAGAACCAUUGUUUUACCUGAUGUUAUAUGUGAGGUAAACUCUUAAACUUUAGUACUGAGCAGCAGCAUUAACAGUGCAUCUUACAUUUAUUCAUUUGUUGAAAAGUGCGAAACAGAGAUGACCAUAAAGUAACUAACUCCGGAAACCUGAAACAAAACCACCUCUAAAUGUUUUUACAAACACAUACUCCCUUGGAGAAAAGUCCUGGCCUAUCAGGUACGUUCAGUCCUUUAUGGCCUCAGUGGGGAAAAAAAGGCACACAAGGGAUCAAUAUGUCGCAUGAGGUCAUACAUUUGCAUGCAUUAUUUCCAGCCCCUGCAUACCACGGCUGAAGUUCCUAAAUUCCUGCGCUGCAGUUGCAGAGCAGAAGGCGUGGUGACCUGUUCACAACCCUUUAAAAAUGACAGCAACCCAUUUCUCUCUCCCUGCUCCCUCUCUCCCACUCUGUAGCACCCACUAUCUCUCCUUUUCCACAUCAUCCUCGCCCCACCCCUUUGCAGGAGGGCGGUUGUGAUUGAUUGAUGUGUGCUGGUGUGGAUAGUGACAUAAAUAUUAAUCAUCUGACACCCUCAGGCCACUGGCUUACGUGGACUCCUCAAGAGGAAAGCCGCUUCAUCAUUUUGCUCUCUGCUCGUUUUCUGUUGAAUGGGUGAAGCUUCUGCAUCCAUGAGUGUGCCCGGCUGGUUCCUCUUUGGCUUCUGAGUAAAAAUUGACAGUGAACAUAAAUAUAUUUCAUAUGCUGUGAUGAAAGACAGCCAUAGAUAGUGUCAGAUGUAUCAUAAUUUUGGGAGGAAUAUCAGCUUGAGAUGUUUUAUGGGGUUUUGGGUGACGAACAAAGCUUUCAGGUUUUUAAUUUUGUUUCUUUCAGCACCACGGCACCACUGCGAACCACUCGCGUGUUUCUUCUGUAAUCUUUUCUCACAUUUUUAUUUCUGUCAAGCCUCUUUUCCUUCUGUCUCUCUCCAUCCCCUCCCUCCCUUCAUGCUUUAUCUCCCACAUCCACUCUCUGUCUCGGGUUCCUCCACCUCCCCCUGUGGUGCAGGGGUGGGUCAGAGAGGGCGGGGGUGGUGGAGGUGGGGACUCAGGGCUGGUGGUGGGCUGGUGAAGCCGGUGUCUGGGCAUCGAGCGGAGGGGGGCGUGGCUGCUUGUCUGCCUUGGAGCCCCUAACGAGAGCGUGAUUCAUGGCACAAGGGGCUCCCAUAGGGACAGGAUUAGAGGUGCUCUGUCUAACCGCUCCCCAGAGAGAGCAAAAGAUAUUUAAUCUGCGCACCACGCUGGCAGCUCGCUCUGUGUGUGUGUGUGUGUGUGUGUGUGUGUGUGUGUGUGUGUGUGUGUGUGUGUGUGUGUGUGUGUGUGUGUGUGUGUGUGUGUGUGUGUGUGUGUGUGUCUUUCUUUGAAUUUGUCAGAAGGUUGUUGGCAAGGGGGCGGUUCUGCCCCCCUCCCAACUCAAAAGAUAAAUACAGUCCUGCAGCAAAAAUGAUCAAUUAUACAUUCUUGUUAUAUGGUUUUUACGAGGCACAAUAAAUAAGGUUCAACAACUGUUUUUGGAGUAGAGUUUGCAUGUGUCAGCAUGUCGCUGUUGAGAGGUUAUUGUAUUUCAUUAUUGGUUUAACAGAAUCAAACUGCGCUUCAAUGAAAUUCAACAAAGACUCAAUAGCAUUAAAACAAGGUGCAUGAGUAAGGUGACGGGUAAUUGCAUCCAAUGUUGAAAAUGUAUAUGUUAUUAUUUGAUGAAAAAUACAUGCUUAUGUUAAAUUUAAUGCAAAACAGCACAUCUACCAUUGUGUUGUAUCACCUCUUUAAACGUUUUUCUUUUGCAAGGCUGCAGGCAGGCCACUCAAGCACCCUCUUCUACCACAAUGCCAUGCUGUUGGAGUACAGGCAGAAUCUUGUUUGGCGGUAUCUUGCAGGAAUUUAAUAGGUCUUUCUAAAAAAGAGUAAUAAAAAGUAAUUUUGCGGAUGGCGACAUAUGUCCUGUAACCUGUAUAUAUUGUUCAGCAGUAAUGCUGCUUUCCUGGAUGAGUAAGUUACCCACGCCAUGAGCAUGUCCAUUCCCAGCCUUCACAGAUUCCUGUUUUUGAACUGCACUAUCAUAACAAGCAGGGUGAUUCAUCCCUCCUCUCUUAAGGGCACAGAAUGCCACGUCCAUAAAUCCCAAAAAGAAUGUCAGGUUUUGAUUUGUCAGACCACUAGAGAGAGUUUUACACUUCGCCUCUGUUCAUCUUGAACAGGACCAGGCCUAAAGAAGUUGUGUGGACGAGCUGAGCCCAUGCAGUGAUCUCUACCACAGAACCACAUUUGAUUUAAACUCAGCGCUCCCUGGAUCACAGCUGUCCAGUCGUAGUUUUUUGUUUUGUACCCUUAGUGUAAAGAUUAGUCCAGGUUCCUUGAGUCUUAAAAUGUUGUGCAGACGACAAAAUCCCCAAAUUUAGCUAUGCUGCAAUGGAGAUAACCUUUGUGGAGUUGUUUUGCUGUUUGCUUGCACAGCUUCCCACAGUCAUGAACCUCUUUCCAUCUUCACCUCUGCUUGCACAGCUUCCCACAGUCAUGAACCUCUUUCCAUCUUCACCUCUGAGAGAUGUGGCCCUUAUAAAAUGCCCUUUUUGAACCCAGCAUAUAUUGGUAAUCUAUAGCUGAUUAACCAGUUUAGCGGAAGGAUGUUCCUCCUGGUGUGUUUGUUUAGCAUUUUAACAGUACCAUUUUUUUGCACUAUUUGGAAUUAGACAUAGCCUUUAAUUGAAUUGCAAAGCCUCAUCAUCUGUUUUCGUCCACAGUCUACUCAGGAUCCCCCUUUUUUGGAAUCAGGAAUGUAGAGCACAUUUUACUGCACUGUGUUUUAGUUUAGCAUAAUGAAAAUCAAAAGAACAAAAUCUCUUUUACAGCAGCUGGUUUCAAAAAAAUUCAAAUGAACAAAGGCCUUUUUUUUUUUUUAAUAGAGAUCUUGCUGUGAUGCCAAAACUGAGGGCUGUUAUUGCAUCAGCCUUGCUUUAUUAAUCUGAACCAAACAACACCUUAUUGCUGCCAAAGCGUGUGAUUUUCUGCAGUAAGAUGUUACAGAAGCAAACAGGUGAGAGUGGGUAUAACAUACUGGUUUAGCAAGAAUUCAGUCAAUAGUAAUGGUCAAUUCCAAUCCAUACUGUGUAAUCUCAACCGUUGCUUUGAGAGGCUCUCAGAGCGUAUCACCCCAGUUCAUUGACAUUUGUAGUUAGAUACUUCUACAUGUCACAGAAGUUGCUAUCUGUUGAUUGGUUGUUUUAGUUUUUUCUAGAUAGGAAGCGAGGUACUUGUCAAUACUAAUUGUAUUAUCCACAGGGGGACACCAGUCCACCUGGACCCUUUGUUGAAAAACCAGCCAGAGACGUGUAACUUCACUAGUUUGAACAAAACUAACUAGAUAAAUUUUCAGCCCUUUCUUUGUCUUUGCCUGGUAUUUUACUACAUAGCUAUGAAAUAUAGGAACUAUUUCAAGUCCAACUCAACUCAACAGCACCAAAACUGAGAUUUUUUUCGUAGAGUUUGUGGAGACUGAGGCAUUGAGAUUCAGGGUAACUGGCAGCAGGUGUAACAGGAAACAGGCUCUUCAAAAUUGAAUACAUGAGGGUAAAAAAAUGACUAAAUUUGAGGUAGUUUAGGUCUUUUCCAUUCAUGGUUUCCAGACGGUGUGCCUCCGUUACUUAAACUGUACGUUCGAAUGCGUUAGAAAUUUUAAUGUAUUUCUUCAUGUUGAUUCAUUUGAGGUUUUUCUUUUUUCAGGGGAUUUGUUUACGACAGCAGGAACAACCUCCAGAUGAGAGGACUGAUCGUACUGCUGUUGUCAAAAGCUGCAGGGCCAAGCCACACAGCCUCUGAUCUCCUGUCUCAGGACAUGGUCAGUGGCAUCUACCCAAGGUAAACCACCUGAAAUAACUGAUACCUUUGAAGUGUUCAGGAAGCUUUUGAAAUCAUGAAAAACAAGGGAAUACAUGUGCGUAUAUGUGCUGCUGGUUUGUUAAUUUUGGUGGAUCUAUCAGGACAUCAACUGUCCCAUGAGACUGCCAUCUGAAACAGCUCUUGUUCUGAUCACUUAUUUCUCGCUUCGCACUUCAGACUUUGAGGACUCUUGGCUUAAUUCACCUUACAGCUGUAGCUUGUGAUGCUCAGAGUCCAAUUAAGAGAAGAGAUAUUUGUUGAAGUUGAAGUACUAUGUCCAGAUCACAAUAAAAAAAGUAGAAUUAUUGUUUUUUGUCUCUUUGUCGUUUAGAGAAAUUACGGGCCUCAUAAAAAAUGGAGCAAUUAAUUGAGAUGAAUCGACAGUUUUGAAGUAAAACUGCACAACGUCUUGUUAAACUGAACAUUUUCAUUCGUGGUAGAACGUGAACAGCCUGCCCUGCUGUUAUAAAUCAUAUUAAACUGAACAUUAUCAUUCACAGUUCAGUCCAAAGAUUAGUGUUUUCUGUUGGCACUCUUGACAGGUGCAGAAAUAACAGCAGAGCUAGUUUGAGGUUUCUUUCUUCAUAGUUUUUACUUUCUAUUCUCAUUCAACUACUCCUGUAAUACCGUGUAAGCCUACACUGUAAUGUGUUUUUUUUGGUUGCUGCUUUAUGUCUGUUGUUCCCAAUUUGGUUGAUGUCUCUUUGACUCAGCUCCUUGUUUUCUGACAUCCCAUGCUGAUUACUGUGCUAUUUCCUGACACUCGUUUUUGUUCUGGCUGCUGGUGAGUGAUAAGCCACAAAGUUUUAGUGCUAUACAAAAAAAAACAAGAGUAAUGAAAAAAUUUCCUUCAUGUUCACUGAUGCCAUCAGAAAUCAAUGUUUUUUUUUUUUCAUGUCGUCGCAAGAUAGAGCUGAAAUCAUGUCUUUUAUAAAUGUGCCAGACUCCUUGCUGUGAAUUGGUUUGUAUGUGUGAUGUGUGUGAUCUGGUUCUCUAGUACUGCCUUUGCUGUUCAUCUUUUUUAUGUGGUGAUGACCAGUCAUGUUUAAUUAUUUAGCACAGCCAGGUGAUUAUAAAGAAAGCCAGGUAGUAAAAGGUGUUAUCCCUUAAAGUCCACCAACAUUAAUCAAAGUCAAUGAGUGUUGAACAAAUAUCAGUGUCACAGCUGACCACACGGGAACUUUUUUCUUUGAAACACCUGCUGGUAAUUGAAAUCCUCAGCUAUUUGCCCAUCUCUGUCUCUCCCACAUAUUUCCACACUCAUGUAUUGGUGCUUUUGAUAAACAGUGGGUAGGAAACAUGGAUAAAAUUGCUUUGUAGAGCCAUAAAUGUGCAUGGCAAGCAGAGCAUGAAAGGCGAUUCCAUUCGUGUCCCUGCUACACAGCUCCUGAAGGAUAAAUAUUGAAAUAAAAUCUUUGCUCGAGGUAAUUCUAUCUUGUCCUCUGUGGUUAUUGUCCAUAUCAAUUCCUGUAAAAGAAGCACUGCAUCAUCUUGUGAACAUGGCAGAACAUAGGGAGAAAAUAGGCGUAGUUUCAAGAUGGGAUGAUUUCAUUUUAUUUGGCUAGAUUCAGAUUUUGGCAGAGUGGAAAAAUAUUUCUAAAACUGUCCUUUUCCCCUUGUGAACACUCUGAACUUUUUGCUCUGUAUUCAAACUACCGAAUAGAAAAAAAACCUUUUGAAAUGCUUUUGAACAAACUUUUAGAGGAAAAAAAAACUCAGUGAAAAAAAAAAAUCAACCAGUAUGCAACAAGACCCAAACAGCAGUAGCUGCCAUGAUUUGAAGCUGUAAUAUGUUUGAAGAUAUUGUUUUUGUGAAAGUGUAGGAAAACUGUUCAUGUAACAGAGGUUUAGAUAUGCCAAAAGUGUGGCUCAAGGCGAGACAGCGGCAGUCUCCAACAUGUCAUGUGCACACAUCAUUAAGAAUGAUAGUUAAUAUACAGAACACCAACAGUGAAGACCCCUGAAGAGUUUUCCAGCCUGUCAGAACACACAAAGUACACCUGUCAAUUGUCAGGUCAAGAUACAAUCAGUUAUUGAUUAGGAAUGUUGCUAGGAGACUAAUUCCCUGUUUAUCUUGAUGAUUGGUCCAAAGAAAAAAACAAAAAAAAACCAUUAUGACACAUUAAAAUUGAACACAAAAUCACAUCUGGGUAUUAACCAUAGACUGCAUAUACUAUGGACAACUUGGUUCCGCCUUCCGCCAGUAUACGGAUUUGAAGCCAAAAAGAUCUCUGUAUAUCUGGGGUUUUUUCUCCACUUCCUGAAACCAACAUUGUGCAGUAGCAUUGUACGCAUUCAGUGGGGGGGGAAGAGUCACCAAGAGUCGCUGUGAUGGCGCUCGACUCAAACACCGUAUUCCUCAGGUGAGCUACGCAAUCAUCGUACGCCCAUAGGCUGUAUCAGGUGUCAAUCAUAGAAAACAUGAACCCCCUAAUAACUUUUAAAAAUGGAGCUUCACAGAAAAAAGAGGACUAGAGCACAAACUGGUUUUAAAGUAAAUACAUGUCAACAUCGCAACCAGGGGGGAGAAAAUUUUAUAUUCUGUGUAAUAAAUUUCUGAAGUUUGUCCACAGCUCCAUAAGGAUUGCUGGAGGAGGUAGGAUUUAUGACCUAUACUGCAGCCCAUCACCAGAGGGUGCUGUUCUAUGGGUGGCUUCACCCAGCAAUGAGGCAGAUGGCGUCCAUUCUAUAUACAGUCUAUGGUAUUAACAAUAUCAAGUUGGUCUCCCACUGAGCAGACAGUAGGUAUAACACACAAGGUCAGUCAUCUGUACCUGAUUACAUCCAGGUAGCGGCAUAUUGAACCUGUAUGACAGUUAAGUGAGGAUUCAGCCCUAUUGGCAGGUUGCCGCACUGUAGCUCAGACACAGAAAAUGAGGCUCAUUUUGGUCUAACAAUGAUAGGAAUAUUAAUAAGCCGUUUAACCAAUUAGAUGUGGAGACAGCAGUGUUCAAUCAUACUGCAGUGUCUGACUGCUGAAUAGGUGCACAGAGCAUUGGAGUUGCUCCACUGGAUUGCAUCAACCGGGAGCCGAUUGAGAAAAGUGCACAGGUACUUAAAAUCCAGGGAUCCCCCCCAUCCCUUUUCAGUCAGGAUGUAUUUUUAGUCUCAUUUGUCUUUAUUUGACUAACAGCUGAAGUGCUUCAGGAAAUAAAAAGGGAGAGAAAGUUGGUGAGAUGUAGAAAAGAGGUCAGGGACUGAACCUGAGACCGAUGCCCCACAGGCUUUAACCUUUCUGUACAGGGUUAUUGCUCUAAAAACUAAACUAAAGCAGAGUCCUGGAUUUCUUAUAACAGGAGUAGCACAUAUUUCAUACCAUCAGUCUGAAGCUGUAAUUCAUGAUCAGCACAAGUUGUUGUUUUUUUUAUUAUUUGAGCUGACACUAGUGUAUUAAUUAUUUUCACGUGUAAGAUAUCAAUUCUUAGAAUGCUGCUGCCGGUAAAACAUUUCAGCUAGCACCCCAAGGUCCGCUCUGGCUUCCUCACAUGCUGCAUGCAGCUCUGAACAGGGAUGUGGAUGCGUGCCAAGUGGUUUCCAGAAAUGACUGCUGUGUUUGGCGUGGCUGUGUGCUGGGUGCCUGAAAGGUUUCUUUCUUGCCGCUGGCUGGCACGGGGCAUAUGUGUGUAGUGGAGCCGUGUCUGUGCAAAAACAUCCUAAUAUUAGAAUUAAUUGGAGUAACCCAGGCGCCACAGAAGACACGAGUAUGGUCCUCUCCGGGUUGUGAGGCCGAGCCGUGUCGGCAGGUUGUGAGUCACUACAGGACGAGUCAUUACACACUCACCUCCUGUCACAACCUGGCGUGCGCACCACUGUGACACUGGAUCAACGAGUCCAACAUGCAGCAUUCCCUCACUCGUUUGUGAUGGAUAGUCCAAACCAAAACACACACACACAUCCACACACACACACACUUGCACACACGCACAGCAUGACUUGAUCACCUCAUUUGCACUAUCUUGCUCGUUCUGUCUCUCCCCCCAGCAUUUCCCCCACCUCUCCUGGGCUCAUUAGCACCUCUGAUGGAAGAGAUGGAGGGAUGGAGGGAGUCGGGGUGGGGCGGGUUUUGGGGGGGGUGAUUGAAACCUCCGGGGGAUGGUCUCCUCCCUUCUGACAGGCAGCAUUUGUAAAACAUUUCCCACUCUGCUGCCUGACACUGAUGAUUCACCAGAGCACCACCAUGAUAGAAAGGUAGGUAGAUAGAUAGAUAGAUAGAUAGAUAGAUAGAUAGAUAGAUAGAUAGAUAGAUAGAUAGAUAGAUAGAUAGAUAGAUAGAUAGAUACUACAUAGAUAGAUAGAUAGAUAGAUAGAUAGAUAGAUACAUACUACAUAGAUAGAUAGAUACUGGAUAGAUACAUACUACAUAGAUAGAUAGAUACUGGAUAGAUACAUACUACAUAGAUAGAUAGAUGGAUAGAUACUAGAUAGAAAGAAGGAAAGACAGGAUUGUGUAUAGACUCCAAAUAUUGAACUUGUCUACAGCACACCUCUUAAUUUUUGGUUAAAAAUGAACAGGGUGUCUUUGAACACAUCCAGUAGGCCGUCUGAUGGACAGGUACCCUCUUUAAAUCACACACAGGGACACACUCCGAUCUGCAAGGCUGUGCUUGAUGGCGAGGCAGACUGCGGAGGGAGGAAAAUGGAACAGAACAGUCAGGACAAGGGGCGUGGCGAGGGGCGUUACACCUCUGCGAGAUGGCAUCGGUUGCUAUGCAACUGGGCACCAAAGCUAUUUAUACACCGGCCCCCUUGUCCCCCCUUUUUUCCUCCCCAAGCUCCACUGCUGCUGAUCAGGACUGUUAGAUUGGAGGCACAGCUUGGGUUGUGUAUUCAUUUAGGGGUCCAAUAAUUUGUGUUAUUUUUGGCUCUGUGCCAUCGCGCUGUACUUUAAAUUAAAAAAUGGAAGUUAUUGCAUUAACUCUUUGAACAAGCGCUUGGGAGUGACGCAGGUUCAAAUUGAAAUAAUCCAGCAUCAGACAUUGAACAUAACGUGUUUUCUGCCACUCACAGGCCUUUGGUAUUCCCAGUGAUUUUGGGGGGUAAAUCAAUCUGCUUUAUGACAACAUUAUUCGUUUUAGGGAGCAUUUCUUUAAAGUUGCUUAUGGCCAUUUUUGCCUUAAUUAUGUAAAACAGCUAAAGAGAGACAGGAGAUGUCCAAAAAUGCAAGGAGUUGUGGAUUAUAAUCUGAUGUAUUUCCUCUAAAAUCAAAACACAACUCGAGAAGAUGAGCUUCAUGAGUUUUGAUGAAUUGCCUUGGGGCAUUGACAGGUCCCACUCAUCACAACACUGACAUCCUUCCUCUGUGGGCGUAGGAUCACAGCACCCACGGGGACACCAACAGUCUCCCAAAGUUCAUGGCCUUGCAGCAGCUGGUUUGCCCUCCUCCACCUGUUGACCUUCUCUUUCCUUGUUUAAAUAAAUAUGAUCGGCCAUCAUACUCAGAGACCUUAUCCUACCAUACAGUCAAAAUCAGGCAUAUAUCCACCCGUGUUUCCAAAGAAACUUAACUACAUUAAUAUUCUCAAACAAGCUCUGCUCCGGUCCUGGUGAUCUCUGACUCUCCCAGUGUCCCUCACAUGUCCAACAACAAGUGAGAGCUUGCAAGAUGUCUAAGCGACACUUUAACAUCAACCAGAUUUGGUUGUACACAGACUGGCACAAGUGGAAAGUGAGGGAAGUCUUCGCUAUUUCAUUCUCUGGACUAAGAAUAACAAUCCGACCCUGUCAAUAAUAGUAUAAAGCACUUGUCAUGGGUGUAGUUUGACAAUUUGUAAUUGCCUGUUCAAACUAUACUUCAGCUCAUGGCUGCUGGCUGCUCCACUCUCCCACAAUACAGGACCAGUUUCAGAAAUUGUUCCCCCCACCAGUCAAACACACACGAACACCUGGGAAAAUAUGGUCCAGGCUGAAAAAUACUCAAAUUUCCCUUUAAAGUUUGUAAGUUAUUAGAAGAAUCCCUGGUGUGGCUUUGUUGGGAUUUGGUCAAACUUCUGUUGCCUCUUUCUCAGCUCUUUCUUUCAACCAGAUUUUUCGGACAACUAACCAGUCAUAAGCAUAACAAACUUAAAUCUUACUGAUGUGCACAUGCACAAACAAUGACAUGUCUUCAUCCUUGCUUGUCACAACAAAGAUAACUGUUGCAUUAGAGCUGUACCAGAUAAAACUGGCAUUGUAACCACUCAAAUAGAGCAACACAAGUAUAAUGACAUUAUCCUGCAAAGAAGGACUGUUUCCCUCCUCUGAAUGAGUGUUAAAACAUUUCAGCACAGCUUGAUUCUAGCUGCUCUAAUUGAUCUUUUUUUACCCUCUUUAUUAACUUAAUUAUCACAAAUGCUGCUACUUAACCUGUCGACUUUGACUGUCAUAGGUUCCUUGAUAAAUUAGUUCAUAAAAGAUCAAUGGUCUAAUAUUCAUUCACAGUGUCUGUAUAAACUUUAUAAUACUUUUUACUUUGGUAUUCGCUCUGUAACCAUGGUUCUGAGUCUGGGUCUUCUCAAGGUUUCUGCCUGUUAAAAGGAAGUGUUUUCUUGCCGUUGUAACUAGCCAGAUGCUGUUUAGUGCUCUGAAUGUGUUUUUUAUUCCAGAUCAUGUUUGUUUAAGUUGGUCUUUAAUAAUAAAACAAUCAGAAGGUCAAACACAUUUCUAAAGCUUUUUCCAAGGACUAAAAAAGGGAAACAGACAAAACGAUCAUUGCCAGCAUGCAUAAGUACACCCAUAUAUCCUGAACACAAACCUGUACCCACCCCAGCUCAGCUCAUUGAUAAAACUCCUGCAUGCGUAUAUGUGUUAUUGAUGCAGAACCGAAAAGAAAAGACAAUUAUCAAUGUUCAGUUAAAAGAGGUAAGAUAUAACAUGGUCGUAGUCAGGUAAUACCUGCAUAUUUGAAGUAUAACAAAAAGGAUUGCAUAAACUUGUUAGUAUUUAGUAGUUUAUUUAAUUUUCUUUAGUUUGAGAAAGUCACAGGAUCUUAAACUCAAUUGGAAUUAAUUGAUCAAAAGGACAGAAGUUUUUAUGCUUAUACAGAGGAGUAAAUAUUAUUUCUACUUUUGGUUCUCUAUCAAUCAUUUUGAAUCCGGAGCAUCAACAAAUCCAUUCCAUCAAGAAUCAGUAGGAAAUCAAACUUUACCAUUCCCGGGGGGGAUAUUUAGUUGUAUUCUUCUUAUUAAACUUGCAACACCCACAUAAGUCCAAGUGUACACACAGCUGCUUAGACAGGAUCCUAUGGACAUGCACUUUAAUAGAUUAUAUAGAUGUCAGAGUGAGGACACUGCACAUGGACAAGCGCUCUGAGCACUUUAGGAUUUGUUUCUUUAGUCAAGGGCACCACAACAGCAGGCAAAACUGUCGAACCUUUUGAACAGACUGUGGCAUUUUAGCCACUGCACUCUUACAGUACAACAACGGUAAAGCAAUAAUUUAAAUAUUUCAAUUCAGGCAUGCGUUGAAGUAACUGCUUUCAUCUAAUGUAACAUAUGAGUAAAGGAAAGCUUCAUCAGACCCACAUAAGCCAACAGUCCAGCAUCUGUCUCCUCCAAAAAGACUUUUUUGUAUAAAUGUUUGAGCAGAUACUGUUUAACUGCACAUUUGUUUCCUCAGUUUUGUUUUUUGUGCUUUCCUGAUAUACAGUCACCAUGAGGCUGACACUGAACUAUGAAUUAAAUUAGAUAAAUAGCAAAAAUCAGCCGUGGCUCUUUCUUGUCUCCCUCUUCUUGUUACAAUGAGCUCCUUUCUUGAAACCUGUCGAGUGUAUCCAUCACUCUGAGGCACCUUGAGCACACACAACUGACAAUCUGUUAAUUUCCUUUUAUUUAAACCCUGAACUUAUUAACAGCCAUUCGGGGUGACCGUGUUGUUGCUCUGCGUCACCGAGCAAAGAAGCCAACCAGACAAUGGGUGUGAUUGAGAGGCGAAAUAGAUGACAUUAUUGAAUUUUAAUCACAUCUUUUCCACGCCGACAUCGAACACGGCAAUUACCUGGCUACAAGUCGUGUGUGUGAGUGUGUGUGUGUGUGUAUGGUAAGGGGUUGGAGCGCGGAGCAGAGACUGGCUCAUCAGGUUCUCAAAGCGGCUGAAAGAAGGUCGUAAGUGGCUAUCAGCGCACCCAACCCCGUCUGGAUGGAUCCCUCCUGUCGCAGCGUGGCGAGCUGCUCCCAUAUGGCGAGGGGCCUAAUUAUCCCCCACCGAUGGCUGAAUCAACAUUUGAUUAUAUCCUCCCUAAGGCUGUGCUGAAAGGCUCCAUUCAAAGACCACUUUUAUGUCUUUUCUCUCAUAAUCAAGAAUGGCUGUUAUUUGCUAAUGAUAAGUUUAAUUUCUUCUUUUAAACAACCCCUGACGUGCUGAGUGGGAAGAUGUCUAACAUAUCUCACUCUGAGUAUACUGAAUUUGACUUAGAAGGGUUUUGAAAUGAAAGUGUAGUUGUUUAAAAAUGUCUUAUUAUUCAAAGUCAUUCCUCCAUUUAAGUUUCCCAGUAAGUAAAUUUCUCAGUUAGCAGUUUAAUUAACUGUGGUGAUCCCAGCAGGCUUUGUUUGCGAGUGUCAUAUAUUUAAGUCAAAUAAAAAUAAGAUUCCAGGAUCUAAAUGCUGCGCUUUUACUGACUAAAUAAAUGUCUUUUCCUUUUUCUCUGAGUUAUAAUGAAACCCACAAAUGAUUUUUGAUUGUUCAUUUGCAGCAAACCUGUACAUGAUGUUCUGAAUAACUUUUCCAGCAGGCUAAACCUGCAUAUUUUAGUUACAGAGAAACAAUGAAAGGUUUGUGUCAGAAAGCUCUCAAACUGUCAGCCUCUGGAACGCCUCUUUUAGAAGCUGUUGACAGGAAAAGCUCUGAUUUUCAUCUGUAUUCUCUUUUCUCUGGUUCACAGUCAGAGGAACUUGGCAGAAAUCACAGAGUUGAUCCACACAGCCUUCCUGGUGCAUCGCGGGGUAGUUAACCUGAAGGAGUGGACGGUUUCAGACGGCCCGCUAAAGGACAUGGAGUUUGGGAACAAGAUGGCAGUCCUGAGUGGGGACUUCCUCCUGGCGAACGCUUGUACCGGACUAGCUGAGCUGAAUAACACUAAGGUAAGCUUUCAGACAGAUGCAGACAGAAAAGUGUCCGAUAUCUGACAUCAGUGAUUCAUAGAGGACUCUCUUAAUCUUAAUAUGAGCCCCUAUCAGUCCUCACGCAGUAUUAGUCUUUGUUCUAACAGGUUCAAAUCCACAUCCAAAGUGACCCCCCUACAUUGAUUAUGAAUCAGGUUCAAACUGAUUAAAAAAACUCCUGGAUAACGGUUUAUUCCCGAGAGCUGUUUGUCUUUCAGAGGCUUCUUAACUACUUAAAACAUGUUGAUCAACCAAUACAAAUAAAAGCUUUAAGGUCCUCCUUGACUGGUGCUCCAAAACCUGAAUAUAUUGUUUAGCAUUAAUGGUGCCUGUACUCCUCUACAUCCCAGUACCAUUAGGGAUGCUGACUUUUAUCUGUGUGCUGUUAACAGGCUGGGCUCUCUCUCUCUUAUGGAGGAGGACAUGGCGUCCAUGGUUUCCAAAAAGAAUAUCAAAUUUUGAUACGUCAGACUUGGGGGGCAGUUUUUCACCUCACCUCAGUCCAUCUUAGAUUGGAUCCGGCUCAGAGAAGUUGACAGUGGUAUACAUAUUUAAACAUGGGUUUUUCUUUGCAUGGUGUUUGUAGAGGACAAGGCAGUGUAUUAGAGCAGGAAACCGGGAGAAAGCAUGGAGAUUAACAUGCAGGAAAGAGGCCUCAGGCUGCACAUGAACCCAAGUCACCAAGGUGAGGCAUAACCUUCAUCCAUGAGGAAUUUAACCAGUGGAUGUAGUGACAAUUUUUCAGUUUUUUAGUUUUCAAAUAGUAUCUAAGCCUAUGCAGUGAUUCCCACUACAAAGUUUAUUUAAUCGUAGUGCCAUCUUGGCUGUAAAUCUUUUUUGGCCUAUUCUGAACCCUUUAUCUGGUUUAGGUCUGUCUUUCUAACCCGCUGGGUUCAUAAGUCAAAAAUGUGGUUGUUGUUGAUAAUUUGAGGUCUUUUCUUUAUAUUGAUGGUUAGUAUGCCUGGGAGCUGCUUUAUAUUUCAGUCUGAAACUGAAUAUCAUUUUAAUAAUCACUGUCUACUUCAGUGUAAGCAGGCAGCACAGACCAACUCCUCCGUUUGAUGGUCGUCAGCCUCUUGCGUAUGGAGGAGAGUGUGGUCAGGAGACAAGGGAAUCCUUCUUAUCGAGCUUUUUUUCUAGAUGUGUGUUUGUCUGUGUGAGCGUGUGUGUACGUGGUGGUCAUGUUAGUGCACCACAGAUCAUAUCUACUCUGUAUUCUGGUAACCCCCCCUACUGACAGAUACUGUCACCACGCUGCUCCGUCAGAAUGCGGUUGCCUGAGUGGAUCAAAAUAACCAUCUAUGCCCCUCUUGUGCCAUCAGCAGGACCAGCCCUUAUCACCUUCCCUGCCACUUCUUAUUCAGCACACACAGUCUGGUUUAUGUCUGAUCCAUGGCAGCCAAGGAGACGCCCUCUUACUGUAUGGUGUAAGCAGCAGUCAUGGUGGUACCUGGAAAGGAAAACUGGAGCUAGAGACGAUGAAGAUCCCCUUUUAGAAUUGAAGUUGGUUUUCAAAGUGAAGCUUUUUCUUAGAAAAUCUGGCUGGUUUUCACUCGGAGCAUCUUUUGUCAAGCUAAAAAAAUCCAAGUCAGACUUAGGUGGAAAAAAGUGUCGCAUAGUCACUGUUGGUAUUGAAUAAGUAUUUGCCAUUACUGUUGUAACAAUGCAGAUUACUGUUUUAUUAUGAUUAAUGGAAUAUCUGAUCUUGUUUUAUAGGCCUAAAUAAAUAAACUCUGAGUUUACAAGACUGACUGAUACACAUUUGAUAAUAAGACAUUAUAAUACUCAAAUUAUACACUGGACUGGAGUAGUGAGUGUGAGAAAACAUAGACGAACUUCACUAUCUAGCUCAGAAAGACAAAAAAAAGGUGACUCCUGUGCUGGCGAGAGGAGGAUUAAUAAUCUGCCACAGAAGUAGUAGAUUCCUGUGAGUGAAGUUGAAGUUGAAUAUCUUUUUUUAACUCAAGUUUCUUUAUCCUUCAAUUUCUGGUUUUGUAUCUGUAUUUAUGCUGCUGUAAUUUUAGAAUUUUCCCCAGUAGGACUAUUAAAGGAAUAUCUUAUCAGAUUGAAGAGUAGAGGAACUACAGUGAGAGACAGGGAGGACUCUGCUGCUUUUGCUGGCUGUAUAGAUGGAAAUAAAAGUGCAGAUAACAGCGAAAAUGAACGUUUUUUCUCUGACACUCCCAGGAUAUUUACAGCCUGACAUGAGUGAGAUUAUUAGGUAUGUAAGUCUGUUCAGGGCUUCUGUGUGAUAGUCGUUCAGUCGAGGGGGUAACGUGCACAGUGCACAAACACAAUACACUGUACAGAUCUGAAUAAAGUUUCAAGGAGUCCUUUUAGGAACCAUUUCAGCCCUAAUCAAAAGCAACCAGAGGGAAUAUCACAUGGAAAGUUUUUUUUAAUGUAAUAAGGGAGCAGACACCUGAUAUCCAGGAGUUACUCAUGUUUGAAAAGGUUCAACAGAACAAAAUGAACCCAGGGCAAACCACAGUGUGCUCAUACUCACCUGUGUUUCUGUGAAGCUGUCUUUUACUCGUUCAUGAACAGGGUGGAAAUGAGAUGACUGAAAACGGAAAAAGGAGAUCAUCUCGCUGGUCCAAACUUGAAAAGAAUGAGUCUGACGUAAACUUUUAAUUUGGCCAAAAGAUUUUAACCAAAUUUUAUGGUGGCUUUCCCUAAACAAACUAUUGUGCUGCUUUUUCUUCUAUGCAGAAAAAAAUCUUAGUGUUUCCUAGGGCUGGGCGAUAAACCAAAAAUUUACUGAUACCAAACUUCACAACAAUAACCGACGUCAUUUUGCCCAUAUCGGUAUAUUCAGUUAAAAAAAAAAAAGAAUAAAUAAAAGUUGGUUUUGGAUGUGUGUAGGUAGGCUAUGGUCUCAUGUCCCUUUAAGACGCUGUCCUACCUCAGAGACGUGACUCCACCCCACCCAGUCCGUAACUAAGAGGGAAAGACAGGUGAGGAGAUGGAGGAUGGUUUAAAAGCGGCUGAAGUAGACAAAGUUAAUGUAGGAGGGGGUGAGCAGCUUGUGGAGUAGUUAUCGUCCAUUUAUCAUAAUCGAGGUGAACCGCUCAAUAUAUCGUGAUAUUGAUCUGAGGCCAUAAUGCCCGGUCCUAGCCUUUCUUUACAAAUGUUUUUCUUGUUGAGUAAACAACCUCAGUUUUAGCUCCUCAGUUGUUGUUUUUUCAGCAGCUUGUAACUGCAGACCACAGUCAUUAUAAGCUGAGUCAAUACACUUCCUCAAUUAUUUGGUCAAUUUUAAAAGAAGCUCCUGACUUAAAAGCACUCUUAACACCCUGACUUUAGUGAUAACUGAGUCAACACCGCCUGAAAAUAUCAAAUAAAAUGUCAACAGUUUCCACAUGCUGAUGCAUUUUCUGCAAUGUGUUCUGCCUUUUUAGCUUUAAAUAGAAAGUGUCCUUCCUGCAAACCACCAACUUAAGCUACAAAAACGUUUUGAAAGGACUGGAAUAAAGAAUUAAUAAAUUGUCCAAAAAAAGAGAGUGUGACGUGUCCAAAAUAAAAGACUGCGGAUCUUCAACCACACCAUGCUGUCCUCUCAAUGCCAAACGUUUUUCAAAAUCCACACCCUCAAGUUGAAACAAUGAUCACCCCUGUGGAUGACCAUCCUCCUAAUUAAGCUCUUAAUGAUGAAAAGCUUUUUCAUUGUAAAGCGUAGCCACAGGAUGCAGGGAAUCAAAAUCUGCAGAGUGUGUGUCCAUAACUCUAAAUCUUGGAAGUGUGUGGAAACCUAACAGUUGGCGUCUAGGAUGAACAACUGACUAUACAGUUGGUUGGCUCUUCUUUUCUUUACUUACAGUUAGUUUAUGGUCAUUGGUCUUCAUCUCCAUCCAAAUAGAAAAUGAAGAAUUCCUUCAGCUUUCAAAGUUUUUCCCAUAAAACAGCUUUUUUUUUUUUCCUUAAAGGCUCUCAGAGCAGUGGGGAUUUGGUGUCGUGGCCUUGAGAGGAAACCUAUGCCGCUACUUGUAUAAACUGUAAAAUAAUCUCACCAUGAAGCUCCGGUUUCUCCCCCCUCGCAGACCCGUCGGCAAAACACGAUCUGGCUGGAUUUGGGAAUGGAGUAAGGGGGAGGCAGAGGGAGGGCUUAUCUGAUACUUUCCAAAAAAAGACCCCCACUGGCCCCCACUUCCCAAGGCAGGCAGAGACACCACAUCUGGUAAUACUGUAGGCACAUUGUCCUUCCAGGUCUGUGGGCACAGCUCGGGUUUCCUCAAUAUUUUCCCGUGGUGGAUUAGGUUACCCAAAGGGCACUGUGAGGCUGACGGGGCAGGCCGCCAUCACCAGACUUUUCUGAUGAACCAAGGAUGUCUGGGAUGAGCUGAAGGAGCUCUAAAUUUAACCUCAUUCUUCUGGACUGUACAGAUGUCUCAUCUGCUCACUUGUCCAGACUGCUCUGAAGGACGGAGAGGCUGACUUCUAAAUUUUACUCAUUCACUAUCUCAAUUCUUAAAAAAGGGCACUCUCUAAUCUGGGAAUUGAUGAGGGGCUGGAAGAUUUACUGCAGGCUAAAAUGUAGUCAUGUAUGCCCCCUGUAAGAGGAAAUAGGCUACUGCAGUCUAAAAAAAACCCACUUAUACCUCAACAAAGCACUGUAGGACAAUACACAGCUAUUUAUUUGCAACCCCUGUUCAUAGAAGGCCUCAGUCUGUCUUCAGUGGACUUCACGGUCAAGAGAAGGAGUCUGCACUCCUGGAUUGUGGUUUUAAUGUGCUCACCUCUUUGCAUGUUACAGUUUAAACCUACAUUAGUGGAUACAGCAACACUUGCUCACAGAGGCUUUUAGAGCCUAUGCGGUGAUUUCCACUUGAGAGUUUUUGCCUAUCAGGGUUGUCCAGUAUUGGUUUUCGUCCUUUUUCUGUUUUGUACAGAGGUUUCACCAGAUUCACUGAAUCGUUCAAUUAAUUUUCUAACUGUUUGGAUAAAAUAAACAAAUUCUCUGCAAUUUUCCAGCAAGGCACAUCUUUCUGAAAUAAAUGAGCUGUUUGCUUCCCCAGUCUCUCACACAUAGUGGUGAACCUUUUCCCAUCUCCCAUCAGCCACUCUGGGAAGCCCUUUCAUACCCUGUUACGUUACUAACCUGUUGUAAAUUAAAAAUAUUAUUAUUUGAAUAUGUUUCCUCUCAGUGUUUUUAAGCUUUAGUUAACCUUUUUGGUGUUUUGUUGUCGUUGUCUCAGCUUUUUCAAACAUGCUGCUAACAUCAAAUUUAAAAUGGGCAUAUGUGUCUUUUGCGCUGUUGUGCAAGAGUUGUAUUUUUCUCAUUCUCCUUUUUUCUUAUGGCACUGAUGUUUAACUAAUUACUAUAUACAUGUUGUGAUAAGGAUACAAAUCUGCCCUGCUCUAAGGCCCUAAGUGAGAUGAAUCUUCAGAUUUGUCGAGGAAAGGAAGACGAUAAAGGACCCUGAAGUCAGAUCAUCACUCCUAAACCUUGUUAACCCCUCUGCUCUCUGGACACUGUCUUAAUUCAUCUCACCAUCUGCUUUUUCGCUCCAUUUCAGCCCCUCAGACCGGACAGACACCUGAUCAGUCUCUAUUGGCUGUGCUCCUCUAAAAAUACAGAAUAUAAUACUAGGAGGAGAGUCUUGAUCUGCUUCAUGAAACCAACAGGGGCUCCCCCACGGCCCAGUAAUGAGCAGCUGAGUUUUGCGGCAGUUCACCUGGUUUGCGACCCUGAUCUCACCUCUGAGUUAUACACCAAACCAGCUGUUCAGAGGAGAGUGCUGUGAGCUCGUGCUCCAAUCAGGGAAAAUUAUGGUUUUUAAUUACAAAUGUCACGGGUGAACUGAGUAACAUGUCAGUUUCGAUCAAUCUCAUUUACAGCUACAUUUUAGGCAGAUUGAUUUAUAAUGAAGGAGUAGGUUAUCAGUUCAGCAUCUAUAACUGAGGACCACUUAACAGGACACGAGUCUGGAUGAACAUGAUGGCUCUAGAUCAAACUCGACCAUCUCUCUGGACAUUUAACCUUUAUAUGUUUUUGUUUUCUUUACAGGUGGUUGAACUGAUCUCUAGUGCCAUUGGUGAUUUAGUCCAAGGAAUCUACUAUGAGAACUCCAUUAACCCUGAGGUAAUCUUUUUUUCUCUUAAUCAGGAAACAUCUUAGUCUAUUUAAAAAUGCGGUCUGUUUAUAAACUCAUUUCUUAAGCAUGAAUCAGGUGAGCUAAGAGUAGAUGCUUUUGAUCAAUGAAGGAGACAAUAAUAAAUGCACAAAGCAAACAUUCUUGUUCUUUUGAUAUACCAAUACAACAGGGAAAUGAAUCCAAAUUAAUAGUUUAAAAACAGAGCUUUUACUGAGUUUUCUCCCCUAAAAUGCCUAAACAUAGUCCCACAUUUGAAGAUAAUUUCGCUGAUUCUAGAUCUGGUACUUUUCCCUGACAAUGAGGGCAAGCGAUCUAAGCUGGUGUGAGCAAAGUACCUGCAAGUGUAAAGGGUUUACCAUCAUAACCUGAAACACCUGGAGUUCAGUCAGCUGAUUCCAUCUGAAUAUCAGUCAUAUUUGUAGCUGAAUAGAUGCAUUUGUAAAACAUGUUGAUAAAUCUGUCAAAGUGACUUUUAUUUCCAAAAAAAAGUUUUUAAAAUCCUUUGAAAUUUGGUUUAAGGUCAUGGUGUAUUAUUGUUUCUUUUUUGUGCCUUACUUUAGAGGAUAGGAUGGAGUAUAGAGCAGGAAAGUGGGAGAGAGAGAGCAGGCCGUCCUUGUGGGGCAUAACUUAGGUCUAUGGGGUGUUUGUUUAGACCGCUUGGCCAGUGGGGCUAUGAUGGUGUUUUUCAAGAUGAAGAAUUUGGAGUCUGAGGCGAUGCUUUCUUUAUAUGCUUUUAUUGGUGAUAUAAACCUUUUCUAGAUGAUCAGGUAACAGUGCACAGUCUUUCAGUGUCAAUUUUUGUUCAUGAUUGGUCCAUCUUGUACACAUUUACAGUUUGGCUUUUCUGGUUAUUCUAGAGCACUAUUAGACUGCUAUUGCUAGACCAGUUCAUCUGGAUCCUCUUAAUUCAUUUCCUUUUUCCAGGGGGUGUUAGCAAAGGCUGCAUGCAGAAAAGCACCUCUUUGAACGAUGCAGCAAGUGACUUAGCCCAUGGUAACAGAAAAUGAAAACAGCAUGCUGAGGACAGAAAUGCACCUUUUUUUUUUACCAACAAAUGCUGUUAGUGCAGCCAGCUCUAUGAAAGAGCAUCAGCCGGUUUGUUUAAAAUAAGACCAGAAUACUACAGGUUAAUAUGGAAAUAUAGAUUAUGUAUAUGGGAACAGUUGAGGUUAAAGAAACAUAACAUCUUCCAGUUUGCAAUAUGGAAUUAUAACACAUCAUCUUUUACCAAAACGUGGUCAAUUAUUUGAGUUGAGGCUCACAGUGUCCCUGCCACUUUCUUUAAAACAGAACAGUCUCAAUGACGGCGUGGAUGUGGCGUCAUGGGAGGAGCAGACGUUCCUGUCCAAUGGGGCACUGCUGGCCAAAAGCUGUCAGGCUGCGAUGGAGCUCGCCCAACAUGACAAAGAGUCCCAGAAAUUAGCCUACAAGUACGGCAAGCACCUAUCUCUGGGCCACAAAGUAAGUCUGAUCUGUUGUUCCCACCGCACAGCAAAUCAAUCGGAGCAUGUCAGUUGUUGUUGUAUCAAUGUUCAGUUAGCUUUUCACGACUUGAAUGUAAGUCAUCCUGCCAGAAAUGGAAACAUUUUGAUGAUAUGACAUGAGAAAAUUGUCCAGCAGUGUUUCUGUCUCUUGGCUUCUCUCUUGGGUUGAAGUGGGCAGGGCUCAGCUGGAAAAUCAUGAAGUCACUUAUGUCUGUAUACUAAUCAGGGAGAAAGCUGUGACCAUGAAUGACAUCCUCGCAGGCUGCCAAAUAGUAACACAGUGAAACAGAGUUGGAUUAAUGCAAAAUAUAAAACACUGAUAAAAUCGCGAAGCUCACUACAAAUGAACUUACAAAAGUGCAUUGGGCUGUAGGCUGUAAAAUUAAACCAUUUGUGAUGCAACAUUUUUCUAAGACUUACUGUAACACUCUCAACUCAUUCCUGUUGCAUAUUCAAGAUAAUUUGAAUGUUGUGCCAAGCUUUUGCAGGUUGUUACACAGUCUUCAGUCUUUUUUUGUUUUUAAAAGGAUAUUCCGGCAUAGAAUUAAGUUAGGGUCAAACACAUUGUAACAUCAAGUUGGACACCCCCUCGAGAGAUGAAUGUUGCCGAAUGCUUGCUUCUCUAGUUAUACCAACUUUAGUAACAACCACACGAUAACAAUACACAGCAGUAGCCUCAACCAAAAAGCCACUCUAUAGCCGCAAAUAAUGCUCAGAACAGAACAACACCUAACUUCAUCAGCAGUACAUAUAGGGCCCCGGCCAUAGUACUAGCCAUCAAACAUCUUUUUAGCUUUGCCUGAUUUCUUGAGCGAAGACUAAACACAACACACCCACUCUCCUCCAGCAGCCGCUUGUAUGUGGGGAAGCCCUGAGGAGUCGAUCGCCGAGUGCAGGGGAUCAUUUCCAUGUAGUAAUAGUCAUCAUAAUAAUCAUUUUGGUGCCGUUCUGAGCAUUACUUGUGGCUAUAGAGUUGCUUUUUGGUUGAGGUCUGUACGUGGAGAUGUAGACCGCUAUGUAUUGCUAUCAUGUGGUCGUUACUAAAGUUGGUAUAACUAGAGAAGCAAGCAGUCGGCAACAUUCAUCUCUCAAGGGGGUGUCUAACUCAGUGUUACGCUGAGUUUAACCUAACUUAAUUUUACGCUGGAAUAUCCCUUUAAGGUCACUCCUGCUAAACUUUGUGUUUGAUUGCAGUUGAGUUCAUUUUAAAUAAAGGCUGAUCAGCUGCUUGUUCCACUUAUCUUAUGCAGCAUCAGUCUCUUAACUCCCCUUUUACUGUGUUGUUGGCCAUAAGAUUUCUUUGUGCCAGGCUCAGGUCAUUGAUAUAUUAAGUUAACGUGCUCUUAAGCAUUUUUUAAGGUUCAGAAGCCCCCCCAGUUGAAUGGCAGUAGUACUAUCCUAAAAGUCAUUCAUAAUGUUUCCAGUCUUGGCGCUGUGUCAGAACGUCCUCUCCUGCUGAGGCUCCCUGUAGCUGCCUCUCUGCAGGCCUCAGCUGCUACUGGGAAUCUCUGCAUGGGAGGAAACAGAAAUGAGGUCUUUGAAGGAGAACCAUCCUCAUCAAGCCUGUACUGUCUUUGUCAGUUCAUCACGCUGCUCAUUAACAGGGUCACUCAGAGUGUAGUUAGGCAGCAUGCAAGAACACCUGCUAAACUGCGCUCUUACCGUGAGGUUGGUCUAAUUGGUCGCACAGUUGAACGUCUGUCUGACUGAUGUCUGAGUGACAAGUGUACUUUCGCUUUUCUGCAGCUGAACUCUGACCUGCAGCCGUUUGUAAAGAGCAGCGUGGGGGAGCCCUUGUCAUUCAGUUUGAGCGCCGCCCCAGUGGUUUUCCACCGUCAGAUCGUAGGCCAGGAGAGAUGGCAUCAGCAGCUGCAGCAGGUAUGAAUGGACUUUGACAGCAAGAUUGAUGUUGUUUCUUUUCAGUCACUGCUGGUCCAGACUUUUGGUUAGAAUUGCUGUUUAUUUAGUGUUAACCUGUGAGACAAUAGUUCAGUUAUGAACUUGUCUUUUCCAAAAUGUUGAUGUUCAACAUUUUGCUGAAGAUGUUUUGGUCUUGAUAGUGAGGAGAGGGAAAUGUGAUUGUACUGGAUUUGAAAGACACUUGUUAAAACUCAUUUAGCUGUUCAAGUCCAACUAUGAUCGUUUUUUUUUUAAGUGUUGUCAGUGGUCUUUAAGUUGUGACUAUGAAAUUUUUAGCAAAAAUCACGUUACCUGUGUCAUUUUUAAGAGCUUUUCUUCUGCAGAGCUCCAGUUGCCCAUUAGCAAUUCGUCUCUGAGUUGUGGGCAGAGACAGCGCUGCUCCGCACACUCCUCUUCACACUCAUCUUUACACUAGUUUGCAGCCUAAUAUUGCCAGUGUAGUAGAAGUAGCAGGUAACAUAGGAGCUACUCAGCUCUCGCACACUAAUGUCUUUAGGGACAUGAUGAAAGUUAAUAUCAUAAUUAGCUUUCUUACAAGCAUUGCAAUCUGCUAACGCACACGCUUGUUCUGCGAUCAUCCUAUUUCUCCAUCUCUAUUUCUCAAAGUCUGGCCUGUAUGGUGAGGCUCUGGGGGCGGAGCUUGGAAUUAUGACAUAGGAAAUCUCACUGUGUCUGAACCUGCUGUUUCGGUCUGCUAGAGAUUCACAGUGAUUUGAAUGCAGAAAUACUUCGAAAUGCAAUUCCGCACUGACUUUUCUCAUGAUACGUCCUGUAGCAUCAGAAUUCCAUAUAAACAUGUAGACAACAAGAAAAACAUGACUUUCAUCAGAGUGGGUCUUUAAUCUACUUCACCUUUUCUGCACUCAUUAUUUAUUCAAUAUUUCUACAUGUUGUUGAUAAUCAUUUGUCAUAUCUGAUGUUGUGCUGUGGUAGUGCAGGUUGUUUUUUAAGUCAGUUUUUUUAUGAUGAUGUUUAAUUUAUUUGAACUGAUGCUAACUUUUCUAAUCUGUGUUAGGUGCAAACACAGAGAAACCAGCUGGAUUACUCAAAGGUAAGUCCCGCACUUUUUAAAAUCUCUUUUAUUCAUAAGCUCCUCUUUCAAUGAGUGAUGGAAUCACCUCAGAAAUAAGUUUGUAAGGCAGCCGCAUUUUACUUUGUUUUGUCUGAUUGUGUUCCCCUGUUUACUCACUGGCACAACACCUGAUCGAGCCCUCAAAGAGAAACAGGACGUCUUCCCACUGUAACCUAUAUCAAAGUUGAGAGAUGAGCUUUCCAAAGUCAAUGAGUGAGGGAAGAGGGGGGCAGAUAGGGGUGCAAGGAGAGACUGGAGCUACAGAGUAGGGGUCUGAUGGUGUUGGAGGGGAGUUAUCUGGUCCCGUCUGAAACCAGAGCAGGAAGGAUUAGUUACUGAGGCCUAUUUGCGGAGGAGACACUGAGGCUCUGAGACAGUGGCAUUGUGAGAGAAUCUCCUUCAGCAGACCUGAUGAAAAGGGGACAUGAGGAGAAGUUUGAAGGCAAAGAGAGAAGAGGAGGAAAAUGACUCUGAGCCCAUGUGUGUUGAAUUUAGUUGUAAUUUUUCACACAAAUAUUUUCAGACAAAGCGUUUUAUUGCUCUGAAAAAUUGGACGAACUUUGUGUUUGUUUCAGGCUUUCAUAAAUUGUCUGAAUGAUUAAGCAUGUGCAUUCAUUCGAUUAAGUCUGUUUCAUAACCAUAAAUGAUCACAGAAGCUUCCUUUGUAUCGCUCAGCACUCGCUUUAUGAUUAUCAACAUCCCCGGAAGACACUUUUCAGAUCAGAUUAGCAAGCUGCCAAAUCAUCAUCAUGUACAGCUUCUGCCAGUGCACUUGGUCAUGGUGACCCACAACAGCAGUGUUAUAGAAAACUGUAAGUUUGUAUUGUUUCAAAACCCUGAGAAGAGUUUUUGCUGACAAUGAAACAGACUGAGAUAAAAAAUGAGUCCUUCUUAUGACCCGUCAAAGCAUCAGAACCAUCAACAACAAAGUUAUCAAUGUCUGUGUUCAUUCCAGUGACAGUAAUCACUGUAAAGGGGUAUGUGUCAGAGCGGACAAUGAGCAGGGUUAUUUAUCUCAUCUUUAAUUACCCCACUUUCUAACCGAUCACCCAGCCAUGAGAAAUACUUGAUUCUGAUUGGUCAAAACCCUGUUACAACAGUUAUUUAUUCUGAUUACUCAGUAGAUGUUUAGAGUGUAACAGAGAGAAUUGAGGUUAAACUAUUUAGUGUUUCAAGCUCCUGGAACUUUAGUUUUUAGUCAAUUUUGGUGUCCCCUACUAACUGCUUGAGUUGUGUCAUAAGACAAAAAACUCAUCCUUUUGACUUUUGACCACCAUAUGAACAAUUUACAAUAAAUAUUUUAUGUGGAAAAUGCAAAAAAGGCUGUUUCUUAAGCUGCUCCACUGACACCUACCCCCUUAAACUGCUUUUAGACAUUAAACUGAAAACCAUCAAUCUUUCUGCCAUGAUGUUUUGCUUUUGUAUUUCAUUAAACGGCAUCAAUAUGAAAUUAGCCUGUUUCAUUCAUGUAAAAACAAUACCUCACAUAUGAAUAUAUUCAUACACAUUUACAUACAUGUAGACACACAGAUAGACAGCAUCCAAUCAGGCAAGACAGAUUAAAUUUUACCCACAAUCCAAACAAACCCAUCAGCCAGGGAAACCUUUAUGAUCAAUUCAGUCAGUUUCUUUUAAAGGGCAGUUUCACUGUAAUAUUAAAGUCAUCUCAAGAGGAACAGAUGUGUAAAAGGCCAAGGACCAACUAAAUGAGAAGACCGGUGUGUCUCAUUUAGGAGGGUAGACACAUUUUUAAGAAAGAGAUAAAAAGCUGCCUGACAUACUGAAAUGCCAAAAGCGUUGUAAAAGGAAUAUCUUUUCCUUAGUGCGUAAUCAUAAAAUAUUUGAGCUAACCUGCUAAAGUGCAUCCUGACUUUGAAUAGAAUAAGACAAAGGGGUGGCAGUAUAAUAUGUGAAACAGAGUUAUGGUCUCUGGAGGAUGGAUAUGACUGACUUUAGUGACCCUCCUCCAGCACCACUCUGGAAAAAGGAUGGAGAUAGAGUGUUGAACCCUUCUAAUGCACAUGCACACCAAGGAAUUCAUCAUUGACAGAUAUAAUGAGGGAUUUCAGACACAAAUGUACACAACAAGAACAGAGACAUAAGAGGUUUGACUAUGUCUUAAAUUGACACAGGGUUUUUCACAGUAGCUUUAAUAUUAGGUAAAUAAUUGUAUGGGCAUAGAUGUAUAAAACAAAGCACACCAAAACUGUACUACUAUACAUACCCCUUUGCUUGUGUAUACUGUCAAGUGACAUUGAAGAAAAAGACAUGAUAAAUCAGUAACUCUUGCCAAAAAGGCAUUUUUAGAUACAAAUCCACUCAACUGAAUAGUUAUAUUUCACAAUGUGGCGUCUGUUAUUCAUCAGGUGUUGGUUUAUUUGUUUAAUUGGACUAUACUGAUUGGAUUUUGUCCUGUUUGUACAUGCUGGAGCUUCAUCAGUGUAUGAACACACGUCUGCUUCUCUAGCUGUGGUUGAUUUCUCAUUAUAACUUGGCUUAAGUUAGUACAAAUAGCUUAAUCUGUCCUUUUAAAAAAACACAACUAAUUCAGGCUAUUGAUGGGAACCUGGAUGAUCAAGAUUUAUCCCGAUUAAAAGAUGGACCUACAUGUGAUCAGAAAAGUUGAGGAAAGUAUAAAAUAACUCGGAACAAAACAAGAUUAGCACACAAGAUGGGGUGAAAUGAGGGUGAAGCAGAAUCUUUUUUUAUAUUAAAUAAGCAGCCAAGUUGAUGCCAAGUUCGACACUUGCAGUUCCUUUAGAGAAGAAAGGCCUGCGGGGCUUUCCACCUCCAGAAUUCAUGAGGUAAAACGCCCCCAGCAAGAAGAUGUCCCAACACACCAGCAGUAAGGAACAAGGAGACGCCCAAAUUCACUCAGUCUGUAGAGUUGGCUGAUGUUUGGGGCUGAUUUGACCUGAUAUUUUCACUUCCACGUGUAUGAAAUGGACAUGCCGUGUGCAUUUAAGUCAAAAGCCUUUUACCCACAGUAAUGCAGACUUCCUUCAAAUGAUCAAGAGAUUGAUUUUUCUUUCUGAUAAGAUAUAAAAAUCCUGCUGGAAUUCAUUCAGAGCAUAAUUAUAGGACAUCACUCUUGAAUUUAAAGGUCAGACACUCAAACCAAUCAACAGAAAAGCUCCAAAUAGUGAAAAUAUUCCACAUGUACACAGACCAUUCAUCUUAGGAUGCUCAGUUUAGACAAUACUUUUGCUCUAUGAGACACAACACCAUGUUGGCCCUGUGCUGGUUUAAAGGAUGCAGGACAGCCUCACAUCUAUUAAAUAAUGGCACCCAGCUACGGUACCAAAGGAGGUUCCAGCAGCCUCAUCCUAGCAGUAAACACAGCAACAGUAGGCAUAAAGAAGCCUUAUGAACCCUCCAGACAUCUAUGAAAGCAGAGAGGUUCCCAUCUGACAAGUUCAUCUUAUGCUGAAGAGUUUCUGCAAUCAAAGAGGACAGCCAAUGUUUACAAAGUAGCUGAAAUAGGCAUUGAGACUUAAAGCAAACAAGCACCUGUUUUUGUUUUUGCCUCUCAAAUGUAGACCUUCAGCGCUCUUAGGUAGAUAUUAUUCUGUUUUUCUCCUCUUCACCUUCUCUCAGGGUAAAGAGGAGUCCCAACUUUACAGACUGACUCUGUCCGAGUUUCAGAGCACCUCCAGCGGCACCCGGGACACUGUUUAAAACAUUGUUUAAUAACAGACUUUGAUGGUUUGCAAGUCAUGUAAAUUUCGAUUCAGUUGAAAAUAGUGCCAAGGCUGGAGAUCAGAUAUUGAAAGUUAAAAUGUUUUGUUUUAUUAAAAAUAAUUGCUCAUUAAAAUGAGUCGAUAUCUGCAACACAUUUUAAAAAAUGGGACAGUGGCAAAAAAACCUAAGAUGUGUACUUAACAAAAAUACUCCAACUAAUCAGGUUAAUCUGCAACAGUACGGUACAAAAAGGGCAUUUCAGAGCAGUAAAUCUCCUAGAGGUAAAGGGAUUCUUUGAGGAAAUAGUUAAACAAUGUCAGAAUAAUGUUCCUCAAAGCUAAACUGCAAAGAAAUCUUGGGAUUGCAUCAUCUACAGUACAUAAUAUAUACAGACAAUCCAGAAAAAUCUUUGUGCAAAACAGAUAAGGCCAAAAAUCAAUACAAGAUGGCUGUGAUCUUUGAGCCCUUAGGUGGCAGUGUAUAAAAAUCAGAUAUCACUCUGUUGUGGAAAUCACUGCACUGGCUCAAAAACAUUUGUAUCUGACAGCGAUUUGUAACUGCGUCCAAAAACACGGGCUAGAACUUUACCAUGCAAAGAAAAAAAGUUGAUAUUAACAUGACCCAGACUUCUCUUGACCUAAUCGAACUGAAGAUGAACUGAGGGAGAGAGGAAAACUGUCCUGACAAAGUUCUGACUAAUCAGGAUUUUACCCUUUUAUCAGAAACCAUGGACACUGCCUCCUCUACUCUAAUGAGAGAGACAGCCUGGCUUUUUAUUAGCACACAGUUCAAAAGACAGCAUCCAUAUGGAGACACAUUAAUGCUCAUAGCAUGGGUAGCUUUUUACAUCUGGGAAGGUAUUAUUAGUGCUGAACAAUACAUACAGGUUUUGAAGCAACAUAUGGUGCCAGUCAGACAAUGGAUUUUCAGAAACAACCUUACAUAAUACAGCAAGACAAUGCCAAAGCCUACCUUUAAGCAGGAUUUGAAGUCCAGGUGCUGAACUGGCCUUCCUGCAAUCUUAUGUCAAGCAAUAAUAAGACAGCAUUUACUUCAAAAACUCUAAAAACUGGUCUCCUUAUGUGCUAAAACCAUUACCAAGUGGUGUUCAAUGAAGAGGUGAUGAAGCAUGGUUAACAUGCCUCUGUUUAAACUUCUUUGAAACCUGUUGAUAGCAUCAAAUCUAAAAUGAGCAUUUUUCCCACUGAUUCUCAUUAAUCAAUAAAAAGAUUCAGUCCCAACACUUGAUAUCAUGUCUUUGCAGUGUUGUUAGUAAAAUAUAGGAUUGAAAUGAUUUACAAGUUUUGUUUUUAUAAACAUUUUACACAGCAACAUCACAGAGAUAUGCUAUUAUUGGAAGAUAACUCAGAUUUAUAGGCCUGACUUUUUCCUUGAAGAUGAAUGGAGUAACCUGCCUCCAGUGGUGCCAGGGGCAGGAGCAAACACAUAAUAAUUCUGUAAUGGAGGUUAUCUGUCAUAAAAAGAUGCACCUUGCUUUCAGGUAGCAGAUUUUACCUGUAUUUUAAGAGCUUUCCAACUUUCUCUGGCUCCUAAUAGUUUGUUGAGUUGACAGCUGGAUAGAGUGACACAAACAUGGCAAACUAACAUGUUUUCAUCUCUUGACAGCUUUUGGCAGCAGUUAAGUCAGAGAAAGGCGUCAGCACAGCGGUGGACUUAUGCAGUUACCAUAGCAACAAGGCUCUAGAGGCCAUCCAGGCUUUCCCCUCCUCCGAGGCACGAUCUGCCUUGGAGAACAUCGCCUCCGCUGUCACCAAAUUCUGACCUGGACUCGUGCAUGCCCCUGCCUCUAAAAACCUGGUGUGUGAGUCUGCAGGAGCAGCAGGACAAGAACCAGGACCACAGGACACUGGAGGGACAAAUGAACUUCUUCGGAUCCAGGUUCAGAAACUACUCUGCCUUUUCAUGGCUGACAGUGUGCACCAGACUCUACCCAUAAAUGGUCCUCAUCAGAAUAAAAAAUUAAAAACACAUUA